CCAAAUCGACUCAUCUGCUCCGACGGCGGCCAUCCUCUCUCUCUCUCUCUCCUGGUGUUGACAUCUAUCACUUUUUUCUUUCCCGUGACCGCUUCCCUGUUGGAGUCCCCCCUUCUCCGGUGCUCCCCACCACCAAUCCAAUCUCGCCUGAUUCGCCUUCCAAUCCAGUUCACCAAUCUUCAGAAAUUUGAGCAGGCGAGCUCGGGUCCAAUGGCGCAGGACGAUCCAGUUGUUUCUGCUCAGUGGCUGCAGCAGCACCUAGGGCAGUCUGAUAUCAAGGUGUUGGAUGCUUCAUGGUACAUGCCACAAGAGAGCAGGGACCCAUGGCAAGAGUACCAGGCGGCCCAUAUUCCUGGUGCGCUGUUCUUCGACAUAGAUGGCAUUGUUGAUCGGACAACUGAUUUGCCACACAUGCUGCCAUCAGAAGAGGCUUUUGCAGCAGCAGUUUCAGCACUUGGUAUAAAAAACACUGAUAAAGUUAUUGUUUAUGACGGAAAGGGGUUCUUCAGUGCACCGCGUGUUUGGUGGAUGUUCAGAGUUCUUGGACAUAGUGAAGUCUGGGUCUUAGAUGGAGGCUUACCUCAGUGGCGAGCUUCUGGGUUCAAUCUUGGAAACAACUGUCCUGAUGAUAUAGUUCUGAAAUCUAAGGCUGCCAAUAGCGCUGUUGAAACAGCUUACAGUGGUGAAUUGGCAAAUGGUGCAACAUUUCAGACUGAAUUUCAACCUCAGCUAUUCUGGACGCUAGAAAAGGUAAAAGGCAAUGUAGCUGCUCAGGCUCACCAACUAGUCGAUGCCCGAGCAAAGGGAAGAUUUGAUGGAGUGGCACCAGAACCAAGGGAAGGAGUAAGAAGUGGGCAUAUACCUGGAACUACAUGUCUUCCAUUCCCUGAGAUGUUUGAUAGUGCACCAAUGCUUCUCCCUGCAAAUGAGCUAUCCAAAAAGUUUGAGCAAGCAGGGAUUUCCCUUGAUCAUCCGAUUGCGGUCACAUGUGGAUCUGGCGUGACUGCCUGCAUAGUUGCUCUGGGGCUAUAUAGAAUUGGGAAACAUGAUGUUCCAGUUUACGACGGAUCUUGGACAGAAUGGGAAGCUCAGCCAGAUAGUGAUUACCCAAAAAUUACUUCCACAGCCUCUUAAAUCAACCAUUCUGAAGUGAUGAAUGCAGUUGUUGCAUCCUGCACAUUCAGCCCAGGUUGUCAGUACAAUGAUAUUUCUCCAUGGCAAAGCUUUGCACCUAAGUUGAUACAGAGGCUUCAGGGAAAAGAUAUACAUAUUGUACUAUGGCCAAUGACUAGCUGAUAAUGAAUUAAUUCUAUGUCAAUUUUUUGAGACAUUGACAUUA
Messenger RNA from Lolium rigidum, 1339 nucleotides. RefSeq names its product thiosulfate/3-mercaptopyruvate sulfurtransferase 1, mitochondrial-like. Gene Ontology annotation, biological process: transsulfuration. NCBI's taxonomy places the organism in Eukaryota, Viridiplantae, Streptophyta, Magnoliopsida, Poales, Poaceae. The transcript is spliced from 11 exons. Gene Ontology annotation, cellular component: mitochondrion. The record is from RefSeq and is a predicted model, not a curated record. Bases 211 to 1134 code for a protein of 307 amino acids. Gene Ontology annotation, molecular function: thiosulfate-cyanide sulfurtransferase activity.